Messenger RNA from Cylas formicarius (sweet potato weevil), 1544 nucleotides. RefSeq names its product odorant receptor 49b-like. Gene Ontology annotation, cellular component: plasma membrane. Gene Ontology annotation, biological process: detection of chemical stimulus involved in sensory perception of smell; sensory perception of smell. Lineage: Eukaryota; Metazoa; Arthropoda; Insecta; Coleoptera; Brentidae. The coding region runs from base 62 to 1288 and encodes 408 amino acids. Gene Ontology annotation, molecular function: odorant binding; olfactory receptor activity. The record is from RefSeq and is a predicted model, not a curated record. The transcript is spliced from 7 exons.
AAUUAAUGUACACAAUCGGAGUGUUCAAAUUUCGUUAAACCAAUUAUAAUACGCUCUCAUCAUGCCCAAAAGAAACGACUUUUUCCGGUACAUGAGAUUUUUUAUGAUGUUUGUCGGAAUAUGGCGCUUAAGUUUUCCUAAUUUUCUUGUGCACAGAAACAUGUACGUUGCUUAUUCCGCAAUUUAUCAAAUGACGUGCGUGUCGUCCGGCUUAUUAAUGGCGUUAAAGGUACCUCUUUUAUUUGAGACAAACGUUCCAGCUGCAAUAGACACCACCGCCAGGACUAUGGUGGUCGUGAUAACCACCGUGAAGCUGGCAAUGUGUCAGUCGCGUGAUGUGUUGGGACUCAUUUCCCAAGCCUUGGAGGAAGACUAUCGAAUUUCCAUCCAAGAGGACCCCAGUGUGAGACGCAUCUACCGCUGGCACUCAACGUACUGCAACAACUUGGUAAAAUUGUUGGUCGGUUCCUUCAUACUGCUCGCAUUUUUCACCGUGGGAACAGUCGAUGCUAAUAUUCUUGCUUCACUCGCUUCCGGUAGACAGCUGAACUACACUACGGAAAAGCUGAUAGCGGUUCACUUUUGGUAUCCGUAUGACGAAAGUCGCCACUAUGCGAUGGCUAUUUUGGAGCAACAUGUGCGUACAAUAUUGUCGUGCCUGACCAUCGGCACCGUCACUGCAUUCAUCAACUUCAUGAUCGUCGCCUUGAUGCUCAGAUUAAAGCUCUUGCAGUAUUAUUUUAAGGAAUUCCAGGCGUAUUCUCCAGAUGGUUUCGUCGCGAGUGCCAGAGUUGGGAUAGACGUUGGUUUGAAGUUAGUUUGCCAGAAACACCAAGAGCUGAUUAAGUCUUUCGAGAAUUUUAACCGUCACAUGAAGCACAUAAUCCUGUUGGAAUACACUCUAACAUCGGUAAUGUUUGCCGGGCAGUUGGUGCAGUUAGUAGCUGGAGAGAGGAUUAUGUUCAACUCUGCCUUUAUCGCCUUGACCAUUUCCCAGCUUAUGAUAUUUGCUUGGAAUUCUAACGAGAUCGUCGUCCAGAGUGCAGCAUUGGCCACAGCUCUAUUGGAAAGUAGCUGGUACGAGCAACCAUUGGAAAUUCAAAAAGAAAUCUCCUUUAUGGUAAUGAGAUGCCAAAAGCCUUUGCGCCUCACAAUCGGUGCUUUUGGAACCAUGGACAUCGGAGCUGCAAUUUCUGUGAGACCUGUGCCACUUCCACAGAUACAAAGUUUUGGAUUGCUGAAUGCAAUAAAACUACCUCAACCGGUGUGCUCUUUGCAAGAGAGAUAACUGUUUUCUCAGCAGUAGCAUUAGCUCAGGGUGACGAUGUUUCUAAAAUCAAUAUUUGAGAAAUCAACAAUAACGCACUAAUAGUUGAAAAUAUAAAAUUAAAAAGCACAUCCAUCUACUUAUUAUCUAUUGAAAUAAUCAUUUUAACUGAUCCAUACUACCAAUAAUAGCAAUUUAAGGCCGCAAGUAGCAUCCCUUAUUAUUGCAGUCAUUGAGCCAAAACCGCUUAUCCGUGAAAGUACUAUACUUACAAGUA